UUACAGAAGCAAUUGUUUAUAAUAUAUGAUUCAAUCUUUCCAAAAUGGGCUUGAAAGAAAAUUUCGAUGUUUACGUCGGUUGUACAUCUGGAGUUUUUAAAGGUAUAAAAGUAGAUAAAAAAGGAUGUGAGAUUAAAAACAUACAAAAUUUGGUGUCAAUAACGGAUCAUGAUAAGGUUACCUCAAUGUCUUGGGGUGACGAUGAAGAAAAAGAAAUUUUACUUGCCUGUGGUGUAAAAGGCGUUAGGAGUGUUAAAGUUUAUGAUGUAGAUUGUUCAAUAUUUACAUGCUCCUUCUUUUGCAAUAUUGGAACAGGAAGAAUUAAUGGUAUAUCGCGAUACGAUGAAGCAAUUUUAACGGCUGUUCAUUCAGGAGAAGUAAAACUGUGGAGAUUUAAGGAAGAAGAUCAAAUUCUAAUAAAAGCAGGUGAAAAUUUGAAUAAAAUGCGCCAUUCAAAAGUAAAUAAAAAUAUUAUAGCCACUGGAGGUGAAGAACAUAUGCUAAAAUUAUUUGACUUAAACAGACAAGUGCAGACAUUUAUAGAAAAAAAUGUACCUCAUGACUGGUUAGAAUUAAAGGUUCCUGUCUGGAUUUCGGAUAUAGAGUUUCUUCCUGGCACAGAACAGAUUGUUACAACUAGUAGAUAUGGCCAUGUGCGUUUGUAUGAUCCAAAAGUACAGCGAAGACCUGUACUAAGUGUAGAACUGGAAAAUGAACCAUUAACAACUUUGAGUGUUGUGCCCAGAGAAAAGCAAAUCAUAGUGGGUUCUGGUAAAGGCAAAAUGAACCUUAUAGAUCUGAGGAAAUCAUCAAAAGUAUUAAAUACAUAUAAAGGUUUCCUUGGUGGUGUGACUGGAAUAUCUUGUAGUACCAGUGAACCUUAUGUUGUUAGUGUUAGUCUAGAUAGACAUUUACGAGUACAUCACAUUGAUACAAAAGAGUUAUUAAAACAGGUUUAUUUAACGUCAAAAAUGUCGUGUAUGUUAUUACGUUCAGGAUUUUCAUUCACAACAGCUAACGAGAUCAAUGAAGAAAGUACACAAGGACGCGAUAACAAAAUUGGCAAGAAUGCAGAAAUAGAAAAACAAAAUGAACACAGGAAUUCAGACAGUGAUUUGGAAUAUGAUACAUUAUUUAAAAGUAUGCCAGUAGUUGGUAAUAAAAAGGAUGAAACAUUAAUUAAAAGGAAAAAAAUAAAGAGGGAUUCGUUAUUAGAUAAUGAAAUUGUAUCUCACAAAUCCACAUUGAGAAAAAGCGAAAAACCAGAAAAAAGUUCAAAAAAAGUGAAGAAAUCAAACUUGACCGACAUAGUGUAA
This is a messenger RNA of Habropoda laboriosa, 1316 nucleotides long. Its product is annotated as WD repeat-containing protein 74. The transcript is spliced from 8 exons. Bases 45 to 1316 code for a protein of 423 amino acids. Gene Ontology annotation, biological process: ribosomal large subunit biogenesis. The record is from RefSeq and is a predicted model, not a curated record. Gene Ontology annotation, molecular function: protein binding. Gene Ontology annotation, cellular component: preribosome, large subunit precursor; nucleolus. Lineage: Eukaryota; Metazoa; Arthropoda; Insecta; Hymenoptera; Apidae.